ACGAUGCCGCCCGUUAAUUGGCUGCGGCGUCAGUGGAGACUGCUGCAAGACGCUACAGCGGCGCAGCUGACGACACGUCUACUCCGCCGAGAGCAGCUGACUGGGCUCCUCUUGGACGGCAUUGUUAGAGAGAGCAAACAACGUGGUCUCUUCAAAAAGACGACCUACGCGGAUUAUGUUCGCCAGGCUCGGUUUGUGUUCCGCGUGAGUCGCGAGAGUUCGUGCAUGCACACCAUGGUCGCGAACUGGCGAAUGCUGCAACGUCUGGUACACUACAAUGAGCCAAGCGACUGUGCUCAUUUGCACGAGCGCGUCUGCAAGGUUGCAGGCUUCUGGGGCGACCGAGCCGCGUCCAACUCGCCGAAGCGCGGUGCUAGCAACGAGGUGGUUAGUGAGCAAUGGUCGGAGAAGUUGACGCAGCAACUCGCCGGGGAGGCGGCUGACUUUGGAGCGGAGGAAGCUAAAAAUAUGGCCGAUCCUUCAGAGAAGGAGUUGGACAACUACUACUACAGCUUCCAGCCUCCCUUCUUGCCGCCGCUCAAGCGGCCAACUUCGGGCCGAAGUCGACAGGGAGGUCUCCGAUCACGGAUCCUCAAGGACAGGGUAGCGGCGUUGGUGCCAGCAGAGCUUACGGCUGAAGAGCUGUCCGAGCAAAAGCCGCUCCCAGUGCAGUAUCACAGGCUGCCUCGCUGGGCCCGCGAGAAGCAGAAGCGUGAUCGGCCGUUGAUGUCUUCCUCAAUGGCCAAGUCGCAGACAAGCCUUUCAAGGCCAGACUCCACGACGUCUUUGCACACGACAAAGCUGACCUGGACUUCCAGCCAGGAGAUGCUUCGUUCGGCAUCAUCGCCCAAACUCUCGGCGAGCACCUCACGCUUGGCGGAGACCUUCGGCGAGUUCAGCCCCUCCGGCUCGCGCAGUGGCGGCCGAGGCAAGCUGCCGACACUGGAAGAUCGAUAUCGAUCGACCUGCCGCAAUAGGCGCACCGUCCCCGUCCCAUCCUCCUUCGUGGAGGGAGGGUCCAAGAAGCUGGACGCGAGGGGCAUGACAGAGGCACAGCUCCUUUCCUUGCUUCACGUCUUGGACGACGGACGACAGGUGGAAGACCUCGAUCUUGAAAACAAUCGCCUGGUGAGUGACGUCUCCCUGGCACCCUUGAUGCGGAAGCUGCGUGAGCCACACAUGAGGGCAAUUAUGGGAAGCCAAUCUCCGAGCAAGGAGUCGGUGCGAAGAAUCAACUUUCGCCAAUGCUGUCGCGUGGGCAGCGCCACGCUGGACAUGUGCGUGGAGCUUCUGGCAGUGGCCAUGAACUUAAAGCAUGUCGACAUGAGUGGCCUGAAUCUCGCCGUGAAGUUGCAACUGCCACUCUGCAUGGGGCUCGGCAGUCACCAGUCCCUGGAGACAGUGGCUCUGGUCGGUGUGGGUCUUGGAGGCAGCUGCGGGGCUGCUGAGUGUGUUCGACGUCUCGUCGGCAGCAUCAGCAUCACAUCACUGGACUUGAGUUGGAACUGCUUCGACCAGCAGGAGUUCCAGCAGAUGGGCAAGCAGCUCGUCCAGACCAGGAGCUCGAAGCUGAAGAAGCUUUGCUUGGACUCCACCUCCAGCGUCGUCGGUUCUAGCGACUCCUCCAUUGCGGAGCUGUUGGAGGCCCUGGCCUACAACAGGACCCUGUCCUCACUGAGCAUCGCCGCUAACCGAAUCGACUUCAAAGCGUCGCUGGUUUUGGAGGACGCCCUCGAGAACCACAAGCCCAUGAAGAAGCUAAACCUUGCUCA
Molecule: messenger RNA, 1772 nt
Organism: Symbiodinium sp. CCMP2456
Lineage: Eukaryota; Dinophyceae; Suessiales; Symbiodiniaceae
Source: the annotation of a GenBank genome assembly